This is a messenger RNA of Macadamia integrifolia, 2394 nucleotides long. RefSeq names its product vacuolar protein sorting-associated protein 9A-like. Lineage: Eukaryota; Viridiplantae; Streptophyta; Magnoliopsida; Proteales; Proteaceae. Gene Ontology annotation, cellular component: cytosol; endocytic vesicle. Gene Ontology annotation, biological process: vesicle-mediated transport. The record is from RefSeq and is a predicted model, not a curated record. The transcript has 5 exons. Gene Ontology annotation, molecular function: guanyl-nucleotide exchange factor activity; small GTPase binding. Bases 229 to 1779 code for a protein of 516 amino acids.
CUCUCUGACGCUUCAACGACUUCUUCAGUCUUUCUCCACUCACCACGAUAGAACCACUCUCGGCUCCCCUCUUGUCUUUCUUCUUCUACUUCUUCUCCUUCUUCAACUUCUCUCAGCUCUUGUAUCGAACACUCGGUGGAUCUGAUCGUGCUCUGUAUAAAAAACUUUCAUCUUUCAUUGUUUCUCUCGUCUUGUACUUCACUCUCCACCACCUCCUCCGGUGCUUCCAUGGAGAACGCAGACGUUUUUGGCUCGUCAACGGCGCCGCUCACCUGGCAUGAUUUCCUGGAGCGGAUGCGACAGCCUUCAGCAGCCGAUUUUGUCAAAUCAAUCAAGAGCUUUAUUGUGUCAUUUUCAAACAAUCCACCUGAUCCAGACAAGGAUAGUGUUGCUGUACAGGAGUUCCUUUUCAACAUGGAAGGGGCUUUCAGGGCUCAUUCACUUUGGGCUGGUUGCUCAGAGGAGGAGCUGGAGAGUGCUGGUGAAGGACUGGAAAAAUAUGUUAUGACAAAAUUAUUUACCCGUGUAUUUGCCUCACUUCCAGAAGAUGUAAAAUGCGAUGAGCAACUUUCUGAGAAGAUGGCUUUAAUACAACAGUUCAUUCGGCCAGAAAAUUUGGAUAUCAAGCCGACUUUCCAAAAUGAAACAUCGUGGCUGCUUGCGCAGAAAGAACUCCAAAAGAUUAAUAUGUACAAGGCUCCAAGGGACAAACUUGUUUGUAUUCUCAAUUGCUGUAAGGUCAUCACCAAUUUGUUGCUAAAUGCUUCUAUUGCUUCAAAUGAGAAUCCUCCUGGUGCUGAUGAAUUCCUUCCAGUACUUAUUUAUGUUACUAUAAAGGCAAAUCCUCCACAAUUGCAUUCAAAUUUGCUGUAUAUACAAAGAUACAGGCGUCAAUCACGCUUAGUCUCAGAAGCAGCCUACUUUUUUACAAACAUGCUCUCUGCAGAGUCAUUUAUCUCAAACAUCGACGCAAAAUCGAUUUCUAUGGACGAAGCUGAGUUUGAAAAGAACAUGGAAACUGCACAAGCACUUCUCUCAGGCCUUUCAACUGAUUUAGAAGGACUAUCAAAUCAAAGUAAUAGAGAUGGGGGGCAUGUCCUGAGAAUGGAAUCCAUAGAGCCCAAACCACAGACUUUGAAUUCUAGGAAGGAAAGAAACAGUUCCCUUCCUGCGUUGAGACAUCAUCUUUCACCUCGACUAUCUGAACGCAAGUUUGAGAAUAAGGAAGAAAUGGAUGUAAAAGAUCAGUUAUUGGUAACAAAAAAGUUAUCAAUCCCAGAUUUGGAGAAGAAAGGUGCUACUGAUCUUUUGAAGGAGGAUCAUUUGAGCAGAGCAUUUAGCGAAUACCGAUACUUGUAUGCACAGGUUGGGGAUCUAACAAUCAAUGAUGUAGAGGACCUGCUCAAUAGUUACAAACAACUUGUUUUCAAGUAUGUUUCUCUUUCGAAAGGGCUGGGCGUGGCUACCUCAACUUCGACAGAAUCUAUUUCCCAAACUCAAGCACUUACCCAUGCUGAGACUAAAGAAGACACGAGAGAAAUCGAAGAGGAGAACAAUAGAAAGAAUGAGGUUUUAAAUGGAAGCUUACUUAUAGGAAUGGACAAGUCUGUAUCUGACCUGCCACUAGAUGAAACAGUGACAAAUCAAGGAAUGGAUGAACCUAACUCAGACCUACCACAGAAUGAAAUAGUCACAAAUCAAGGAAUAGAUGAAAAACCUAAAUCAGAUGAAACAGUCACAAAUCAAGGUGGAGAAAAUGAUGGCAGUUCCCAACAAUGACUCAGAUAGGAGGUGUGUGGUGUCAUCAGUUUCCACUGCAAUGGAUUUGAUUACCGUCCAAACCAAUUGUCUUGGCUCUACCUGCGAAAUGAAUGGCAAGCUGUUACCACUCGGUACUCCACCUCAGACUGUAACGGCCAAUUGCAAUGAUAUUUUGGUUUCUUUUUUUUUUUUCAUCAGUUUAUUUUAGAAGGGGGGUGGGGGAGGGAGAAAAUUUGAUGUCCCCUGGAAAUUUACUGGAUGGGCCUUGUCAGGAAGAUGUAUGAAAAAUGAGAAAUUUAUUGCCAUUCAUGUGUGAUUCUAGUCCUUUGCCUAGCCUGCAAAUUCCUCUUUGUUGCUUCUUGAAGUGGGUAUAUCCUUUUCCAGGAUUUUCACUCCCCCCACCCACUCCCCCUCUCUUCUGUCGUCGUUCAUAUCUUCUUGUCCUUGCUUAUUCCUUGGCUUUAUUCAUUAGCUGUCUUUCUGAAAGGUGAUGAUAAAGAUAUGUUUGGUUGUAAAAGUUCUGUAUCAUUCUUACAAGUGAGGAGAAUAGUGAAGUUAGAUACUCUAGAAUUUCAUGUGCAAAGGCAUUUUUGUUUCCAACUAAUGGUGAAUAAUACAUGCCAUUUUAUACGA